AUGCCCGUCUAUAUGCUUCACGGAUUCCGGUGGCCCCGAGAAGGCUUUACAGGGAUUCGUGUGUACAUCGUGCUACACAAUCUAGAAGAAGCCGCCGCCGAAUACCUCCAACAGCCAUUGACAACAGAGCUGGUACUAGAAUCGCUCAAGCGGACACAAUCGGACCUCAUGCCUCGGCUACCAGAGCUACGCUUUAUCGAGUACUACGAUCCCGCCGACGAGUCCAGCACCACCGUUUCUCAGCCCUUUGCUUAUGUCAGUACCAAGGUCGUGACAAUUCCUGACGGCAGUACGCCCGAGGGCGCAGGGCCAGACAUGAAUAUUGAGGACGUGGUCGAACAGGGCUCUGGCAUGACGGACGACGCGACGGAGGCGCUAGAGGCGUUGCGCGAUCGUCUUGCGCCCGGGGAACAUAUUGGCUGGUUUAUGGUUUAUAAUGGGGAUCCUGAUAGGUGGUAUCCUGAUUCUGAACUGGAUGACGACGACGAGAGCUAUGUGGCCGAGAGUGAACAGAGCGCCACCGAGCCUGGGACUCCUGCGACACCGGCGUCACCAGCGACUCCGGUGAGCUAUACGGUAUGGUUGACCUAUGGCAUUCUCUUCAAGGCGCGAUUGACAAGUCUUUUCAAUCGCAUGGGCACGACCACUUCAUAA
Messenger RNA from Penicillium maclennaniae, 654 nucleotides. RefSeq lists its product as uncharacterized. The record is from RefSeq and is a predicted model, not a curated record. NCBI's taxonomy places the organism in Eukaryota, Fungi, Ascomycota, Eurotiomycetes, Eurotiales, Aspergillaceae. The coding region runs from base 1 to 654 and encodes 217 amino acids. The transcript is spliced from 2 exons.